Ostrea edulis (European flat oyster) is the source of this 3463-nucleotide messenger RNA. RefSeq names its product organic cation transporter protein-like. The transcript is spliced from 8 exons. The coding region runs from base 63 to 1649 and encodes 528 amino acids. Gene Ontology annotation, cellular component: membrane. Lineage: Eukaryota; Metazoa; Mollusca; Bivalvia; Ostreida; Ostreidae. Gene Ontology annotation, molecular function: transmembrane transporter activity. The record is from RefSeq and is a predicted model, not a curated record. Gene Ontology annotation, biological process: transmembrane transport.
UAUAACUGCUGUUUCUAUUAACAGGCGCGGAUCCUGUUUUUGUAGAUUUUAUCGAAUCCGGCAUGAAGACAGUCAGUGAAUACUUGGAGAAUGUGUUGCAGGAGACGGGCGGCUUUGGAAAGUUUCAGUUUUUACUUCACGGCAGCAUCCUCUUCAGUAAGGUCUCAAUCACAUGGAGUCUCCUCAUCAUGGCCUUCGCCGGGGCGGCUCCAGACUGGUGGUGUGUCUACUCCAAUGCAACACAUGUUCCUGCAGUCUCAAACAACAGUGCUAUAGGGAACUCUACCGUCCAUUCAGUGGUCCAUGAUGUACUCCAGGCGUGUAAAACGUGCACACCUCCGGCAAACGACUCCAUUUGUCAAGUGUUUGUCUUCGACGACAGUAUGAAAACGAUCAUCAAUGAGUGGGGACUAAUCUGUGAUAAAAAAUGGAUUACAUCAACAGUCUCCUCGGUACAAAUGGCGGGUCUCCUGAUUUCUGGUGUUUUGGGUGGACAAGUGGCGGAUCUACUGGGGCGAAAGCCAACAUUCUUCUUGUCUAUCUUCAUAAUGUCCGUUUCAAACAUUGUGGCCGGAUUCUCCCAGUCGUGGUUGAUGUUCGCUGUGACUCGCUUUAUUAUAGGAUUAGGUUGCGGAGCGUACCUCACUGUGUUCUACACAUUCUCCGUGGAAUUUACACCAACCAAAUUCAGACCUCUUCAAAUAGCCUUCCCUGAUUGGUCAAUCUGGGCAGCACUACUGGGUCUAUGUUCCUAUCUGCUUAAGGACUGGAGAAGCCUGCAUAUUCUAACUGGAGUUCUGACAGGACUUUGUCUUUUAUCGUGGUGGAUUGUUCCAGAGAGUUUCCGAUGGCUAGUGUCACAUGACAAACUGGAUGAAGCUGAGAGAGUUAUCGAGAAAAUUGCUCGUUUAAACAGUCAUCCCAAACCUGAUCUUAACAAGCUCAAAGACCUGACAAAAACUGAUGUUACCUUUCAAGGAGACAGGAAAUACACAUUUUUGGAUCUGUUCAGAAAUCGAACUCUACUGAUAACCACUGUUUUAGCUGGUGUUGGCUGGUUGUCCUGUGGCUAUGCUUAUUACGCCAUCUCGUACAGCGUGGACCAGCUCUCAGGGAAUCUUUACCUCAACAUGUUUCUUCUCAGCGUAAUCGACAUCCCAGCCCUAAUAAGCAUCAUGUACCUCAGUAACCGCAUCGGUCGCAGAUGGACCUGUCUGGGAUAUUUUGUGAUCGGAUCCUUGAGUAGUCUUGGUGUGGCCAUAUCUCAGAUGAUAGAUGUUGACAAAGACCUUCAAGGUAGUUUGAUUAACGGAUUCGCCCUAGCGGCCAAGUUUGGCGUCUCUGCGGCUUGGGCCUCCAUCAUGACCUUUACAACGGAAAUAUAUCCUACUGUCGUCAGAAACCUCGGAUACGGGACCCAGAACUCUAUUUCACGUGUUGGAGCCCUGAUAGCGCCUCAACUUAUUGUUGUGAACAAAGAAACACCGGGUGUAAUGUACAUCAUUUGUUUCAUUGUCACAAUGACGUCUGCAAUCACGUGUCUUCUGCUAAAAGAAACCAAAGACAAAACGAUCAGCGACAAUUUGGAGGAAUCUUUGAACCGAAAGAAGGACGAGGGCAAGGGGAUCGCGUCUGUGGAACUGACGUAAAUACAUAAUGGAGCAAGUUGCACCUGGUGUGUGCUCAACAACACAACCAUAACCUCAGUACAAUUUAUUGGUUACAUAUUAUAUACUGUGAAAUAAUGUCUAUUUCAGGGGACAAUGUAUCUUUAAUGAAUGUACUUAGUUUAUUAUGUGAUUGAGUAAUCGCGAGCUUUCUGAGAUUUUAAAAAAGUUUUAAAAAUUGAACAUAUUCACCUCUACGUGCCUUUCAAGUGUACAGUGUAUAUAAAAUUUUAUUUUUCCAAUUUCCGACCAAAAAUAAAGGAAUUCCUAUUUUCAGUCGUCUAAUGAAGAGUAGUGUCUCUUAUCAUUUUUGGCAAGGUUUUGCACUCUAACUGUAAACAAAGAUGAUCGACCAAUAUUGUUUUAGAGGUUGUAGUAGCAGGUCCCGAUGUUUGCAAUCAGUCAUAUAAAUAGAAACUCAUUUCUAGUAAUGAGUAAGGUCUUCCGUGACAAUACUUCCGGCACAUAGCUUCCUGUUCGUUGUAAAUCUCUGAGAAAAUUGAUAUCUAUUACAACUUAUGGUGUGGAUGAACACUUCCGAUGAUAUGUUACAUUGAAAUGCCAGUGUCUCCUUAUUGACUGUCUGCUUUAAAAGUCCCAUGUCUCAAUCUAAAAGCGCUCCACACAAACAGAGCGGGUGGACAAAAAUUGUUGCGGACCUGCCGACCGGGAGAUAUUUUCAGUGUAUAUAUCAAGAAAUAAAUUAAUCUCAAUAUUCUUUAUCUUUAUCAUCUCUGAAAUUUUCGUGUUCAUUGAAAGGGAUUUUUUUCCAGAUAUUAUAUCAAGAGAAAUUAAAUUCCAUUACUUUUUGUGAAGACCCAACGUGACUGAGAAAAAUGUCAAACCAAAUCAAAAAUUUACAGUCUAUCAUCUGUACAAGUUUCAUAAUUUAAUUUCAUAUACUCUCGGAGAAAUACUAAAAAGAAAAAGAUCCCAAAAUUUGAAGUCGCCAUUUCCCACGCAUUCGCAUGAGUACAAAAACAUAUAAAACAGUUUUAAAACUUCGUUUUGUAUAAUGUUAUGCAUACCAUUGCAAGUCUCUGAUUUAUAUGAAAAGUGUCAUAAUUUGAAAAUUUUAUUUAUCUUCUGUCACAUUCGGUGACGACCCGUAGUAAUAUCAAAAUGAUUUACCCUCAAAAUCGCACACACUCUUGAAUAACUAAUUCCCGAAAAUUUCAUUUGUCUAUCUGAAAACGUUCGGGACAAAAAUCAAUAGACAAAAUAAAAACAAAAAGUCGUUCGAACUUGCCGACCGAAAGUAAUAUUCUCGACAUAUUUUGGGGAAAGUAACAUGCACAAUAAUAUUUAUCAUUUGUUUUUGUAACAGAGACAUUUUUAUGCCUCUGAUGGCAUUUGAACACAGUCUCUGGCACACAAGUCCAGUACUCUACCAAUCGAGCUGAAGGGUUAACCCUCUAGCCAGACAUAUCACUUACACUAAUACAUUGUCCCCCUCCUUUUUAAGAGUAGUCCCUGACUCUUCCUGAGUGCCAACACCUGUGGGGCGAAGUACUGAGGACAAUCUCUCUCACCCGCCAGAGAUAGCCCAGGUCCCAACGUGGGCGCCAAAUGUAACAGAAACAUUACAUGCCUGUGAUGGGAUAUGAACCCUGGUCCCUGGCACACAAGUCCAGUACUCUACCAAUCGAUCUAGAGGGUUAUGUAGGAAUGCCAUAUCACUCGCACUACCAUAUUUUAAAAAAUCAUUACCGUCUUCAUUUUAAAUAUAGAUGAAGUAUUUUACAGUCUUCGGACAAUGCACUUCCUCUCCGGUCUCCUUUGUGACUGGUAGAAAA